Colias croceus (clouded yellow) is the source of this 1245-nucleotide messenger RNA. RefSeq names its product transmembrane protein 41 homolog (gene stas). Bases 229 to 1146 code for a protein of 305 amino acids. The record is from RefSeq and is a predicted model, not a curated record. NCBI's taxonomy places the organism in Eukaryota, Metazoa, Arthropoda, Insecta, Lepidoptera, Pieridae. The transcript has 5 exons. Gene Ontology annotation, cellular component: endoplasmic reticulum membrane.
AUUUUCAUUAAAUGUCAUUCGCCGAUAGUUCAAAGGUUUUUACAUUGUUUUAAUUUUUUGUGGAUUGAAUAGUAAUUUUAUUGUUUCAAUGUGAGGUUCUAAAUGAACAUUAAUUAACCUAUUAAUGUUUUACCACGGUUUAUACAAUACAAUAUUUUGUAAUAUUUAGAUGCACAAAAUAAUAAUAUAAUUCAAUAUUUGCCAGUAUUUACGUCUCGAACUCAAAACAUGAGCGCAAUUAAUAGGAAGAACAAUAGAGCACAAAGUGUCCAAGGUGAAAAUAUUCAAGAUCCGUCCAUUUCAUCAACAGUUAUGAACAAAACACCAAGAGUGUUGUAUAGGCGAAGUGACUGUAUUGGAUUGUUUGAUCCUAUUCCAAAUUCCCACAAUACUGUAUCAAAAUCGCCAGGUUUAUCAACAUCCACAGCUUUAAUUCUUGUGCUCAUUAUAUUUUUGUCUUCCCUGUUAACAUUGGGCUUUAUUUAUAGACAGUUUCCUGAUUUAGAUGACCAGGAAAAACAGCAUAUAAAGUUACCAUGGGAUCUGGAAGAGGCCAAACAACUUGGUCUUGUUUUGGAUAGAUACAAAGACAAGUACUUUUAUGAAGUUUUAUUGGGAGUAGUCUUAGUGUACAUAUUUUUGCAAACAUUUGCCAUUCCAGGGUCAAUAUUCCUCAGUAUUCUUUCGGGAUUUCUAUUCCCAUUUUAUUUAGCACUAAUUUUGGUUUGUUGCUGUUCUGCAAUUGGAGCAAGUUUAUGUUUCUUUUUAUCCAACUUACUUGGGAAGAGAUUGGUGAAGAAAUUUUUUCCAGAAAGAGCAGCACAGUGGUCAAAAGCUGUUGAGAAACAUAGAAACAACUUGCUCAAUUAUAUAAUAUUUUUGAGGGUGACUCCAUUUUUGCCUAAUUGGUUUAUAAAUAUGUCCGCACCAGUCAUCGGUGUACCUCUCGUGCCAUUUGCAGUAGGAACCUUUAUUGGUAUUGCCCCACCUUCCUUUGUGGCCAUACAAGCAGGGCAGACUUUACAUACAUUGACUUCAACAAGGGACGCAUGGUCGUGGACUUCCAUAACAGUCCUAAGUUUGUUUGCCCUAGUCUCCUUAGUACCUGUAUUAUUGAAGCAAAAACUAAAAGCAAAGUUUGAAUAACUAUUUAUGAUUUUUAGUUAAUUUAUUUUAGACAAAUUAAUAUAAAUGGGUUUGAUUAAAUGUUUUUACAUUCCAUGUGGAGUGUGUUGUUUGAGGCAA